GAUGGUUGGAAUGCUUUUAUGAUGGCUUGUCAAAUUGGUCACAUUCAAAUAGUUGAACUGUUGCUGAAGGAACAAGUUGAUCCUAAUGUUCAAAAAAAUGAUGGUCGGAAUGCUUUAAUGCUGGCGUGUCUAAAUGGUCACACUCAAAUACUUGAACUGUUGCUGAGGAAACAAGUUAUUAAUGAUCUUAAUAUUUCAAACAAGGAUGGCCUUACUUAUUUAAUGAUUACCUGUUUCAAAGAAACAGAUAAUUCUAAAAUAGUUCAAUUAUUAUUAGAAGCUGGUGCUGAUCCUAAUAUACAAGUUCGAUCAUUAAGUAUUCCCUUUCUAAAUGGAUUCACUGCACUAAUGAUGGCUAGUGGUCAUGGUCACAUCCAAACAAUUGAAUUAUUAUUAGAAGCUGGUGCUGAUCCUAAUAUACAAGUUCAAUCAUUAAGUAUUCCCUUUCUAAAUGGAUUUACUGCACUAAUAAUGGCUAGUGGUCAUGGUCACAUGCAAGCAGUUCGAUUAUUAUUGAAAGCUGGUGCUGAUCCUAAUAAGGCUACAGCAACAGCUGUGACACUAGCACAAUAUGAAAUAGUUGAUGAACUGAUAAAAGCUGGUGUCAGUACUAAUAUUAGCAGUUUUAAUCCUAUUAUUAACACAACUAUUAACUGCACUGUAACUCAAUGCUGUGUCAUGGCGAUAGCAAUGAAAAACACUCCUGUCAUUAAAAUGAAUGAAAUGAUGCAAGACUUAGUACAAACCAUAAAAUUGCAAGAUAGUGCUGUUGGCUCUGUCAUGGACAUGGGUUUACAACAAAUGAGAGCACUAGAUGAAACAAAACAAAUUAAAACACUCCAGCUCUUACUAGAAGUUACACCACAACCUGAAGAUGAUCCUUAUAGUUUAAUAGCAGCAGCUCAAGCAGGUUGUACACCAGCAGUUGAACUGUUACUAAAAGCUGGAUAUGAUCCAUUAGCUCUUUGUUCUUCAAGCAAACUUUGCAAUGAUAUAUUAAAGAGUACUCCUGUUAGACCUACUGGUGAUUGUAACACAUUUACAAUAGCAUGUCAACAGGAACAUAUUGAAAUAGUUAAAUUAAUGCUACAAAGACCAGUUGAUCUCAAUGCUACACAAGAUAAUGUCCUCACACCUUUAAUGGCAGCAUGUACUGCAAAAGAAGAUAAUUUAGAAAUAGUUCGAUUACUAUUGAAAGCUGGUGCUGAUCCUAAUGUUAAAUUUCAAUCAUCAGAGAAAUCACGGAGGAGCGGGGACACUGCAUUGACAAUGGCUAUAGUUUGUAAUAAAACAAAGGAACUGAUUCAAUUAUUAUUAGAAAAAGGUGCAGAUCUAAAUGUACAAUCAGAAUCAGACAAUCCAUUGUUGAAUGGAUGGGCUCCAUUAAUGGUUGCCAGUAGUCAUGAUAAUUUAGAAAUAGUUCAGUUACUGUUAAAAGCUGGUGCUGAUCCUAAUAUUAAAAGUAAAAAUGGAAGUACAGCCUUAGCAUGUGCAGUGUGUUCAGGUCAAAAAACAAUUGUACAAGAAUUGCUGAAAUUUGGUGAUGCUACUACUAAUAGUAUCAGGAUUGAGUUAAAUGAGGCUGGGGCAUCACUUGAAAUGUCAAUAAUUCAUUUGUGUGUAAGCAAAUUAAUGCAGGAAAGCCAAUUUUCUAACUAUAAAGAUUCACAGCCUACAUUAACAAAUUUUUUUGCAAGUAAACUUGAAAUUACGACUGAUCAGUUUGUUGAAAGAGUGAAGGAAUUUAUUUCAAAAACUACUUUAGAUGAUAUAAUCGAGAUACUCCACCUGCUACUAGAGGCUACUCCACAACCUGAGGAUGAUCCUGCCAGUCUAAUAAUGGCAUCUACCAUUGGUAAUGUACAAGCAGUAGAUUUGUUACUUAAAGCUGGUUAUAAUCCUAAGGCACCUUUAUCAUCAAGCAAAUAUUUUCUAGCAAUACUUUCAAUUAUUAUGGAACAUGCACCUCUACCAAAAGAAAUGUUAGAAAUCUCUUGCCCAUCAUUAGUUGUUGCAUGCAUUGAAGGGCAUUUAGAAGUAGUUAAGUCACUAUUGAAAGAGAUUAAUGAUCCAAACCAUCAACAAGAAACUGGAGAAACUUUCUUAAUGUUAGCAUGUGAAUGUGGUCACAAGGAUAUUGUACUAACACUACUAGAGAAUGGAGCAGAUCCUAAUAUUUGUGAUAAUGAUGGAGACAAUGCACUACAUUGUGUAUUAUAUUUUAGCAGUAGUGAGGAUAAUAAUAUAGAUAAUAUCAUACAAACACUGCUGUCAUGGAAUAUAAAUGUUAAUGCACAGAAUAAUAAUGGAGUUACUCCAUUAAUGAUUGCCAGUGCCAAAGGAUAUACUGUAGUAUUGUUAUUGCUAUUAGAUAAAGCUGAUCUUAGUAUCAGUGACAGUAAAGGUAGGACUGCACUGAUGCAUGCUAGUUCUAAUGGGCAGAGUGAAGCAGUUGAACAUCUACUAAUGAUAUAUAUUGCUGAUCCAUCAGUUACUGAUAGUUAUGGAUCAACUGCUCUCUGUCAUGCUGCAUAUGGUGGAUAUGCUGAAGCAAUUAAUGUACUUUUUAACAAUUAUAAUCCUAAUCAAGAAGAAAUAGAGAAGGCAUUUACUGCAGCUUGUUAUGGUGGACAUAAGGACACGAUUGAGUUUCUAGCAGACAAAAUAAACCUCACAAAACAUCAAAGUAACUUACUGACUGCUUGUAUGUCUGAUGAUGUGGAAUUUUUGAACAAUCAAACAACAAGUGACCUAUGUACACCAUUGAUAGAAUCUACUGGUCUAACUCCUCUUAUGAUAGCUGCUUCCUGUGGCAGUGAUGGAGUAGUACGAGCAUUACUACUGGUAUAUGGAGCUGAUGUUAACCAACAAGAUAAUUAUUUAAAGCAUUCUCCUCUGAUGUAUGCAAUAUCUGGUAGUAGGUCUAUUUCUAUUGCUCAGCAUUUAUUAGACAGUGGUGCUAAUGUCAAUGCUAUUAGUAAAGAUGAGAAGACACCAUUGGGUAUCGCAAGAGACAAAGAAUUAAAUGAAAUUGCUCAAAUAUUAGAAAAUUAUGGUGGGGUAAUAUAUCCUUCAGUCACAGUUGAAAAGGUUGAACAAUUAAGUACAAGGCAAAAAGCUGAACUUCUACUAGGAUUGUUAAUGACAUUCUCUCAAUUGCAUACACUUCCUACUACUGCCAGUAUGAGAGAAUCAUUCCAGGUACCAUCAUUUACAAGUGUACCAAUCCUCUCUACCAUAAUGGUAUAGUGCUACAUUCCACAAUACACAUCUUGCUCCUUCUCUCUCAAAUUUGUGUUUUCCUGUUCUUAUUCUUCCUUUUAAUCUCCUCUCCCUCUCUCCAUUAACAUUGCUACAUAUAUAGUUAGUUUAAAGAUGAUAUUUUGCUGUAUGCUUUAAAGAGUGUUAUAAAUUUGUCACACUUUAUUUCUAUUAGCAUUUUCCUUAGUUUUUUUUUUAUUAGUA
Molecule: messenger RNA, 3465 nt
Organism: Amphimedon queenslandica
Lineage: Eukaryota; Metazoa; Porifera; Demospongiae; Haplosclerida; Niphatidae
Product: ankyrin-1-like
Exons: 1
Coding region: 19-3249 (1076 amino acids)
Molecular function (GO): protein binding
Source: RefSeq, a predicted model, not a curated record